Cucurbitaria berberidis CBS 394.84 is the source of this 723-nucleotide messenger RNA. RefSeq lists its product as uncharacterized. Lineage: Eukaryota; Fungi; Ascomycota; Dothideomycetes; Pleosporales; Cucurbitariaceae. The record is from RefSeq and is a predicted model, not a curated record. The transcript has a single exon. Bases 1 to 723 code for a protein of 240 amino acids.
AUGUUUCGCAUCAGUUCCUCCGUCACCUCCGACCUCCGUUCGGCUCUAUCAUCCUUCACGAGCUCUCGCAUAUCCCGCUUCAUAGCUCUCGCAACACUUCUUUGGGAACAGAUUAUCUUUGCUCGAUGCGCCAUGCUCAUAUCUCAGGGCUAUCCUCGCACCACUCUUGCUGUUGUUGUUGAUCUGCGCAAGCAUUGUGGCGCCCCCUUCACAGCCCCAGACUGCCUGGGUAAUUUCGUCCUAUCUGCCAAGCCUACAUGGCCCCUUCCUAUUGUCAGUUCCUUUCGCUUUCCACGAAUUGUAAAUGCACAACACCUCGCCCCUUUCGCACAAUGCAUUUCGCACUCUCUGCAAUCUAUUGACAGAGCUUGGGUGACGAAUCGCUUGGCCUAUAUUGCCUCCUCCGCCCCACCCCUUAUCGAUACUCACGAGCUCACUUUUUCCAAUGGCCCGGAUCUUUAUAUCACGAGCUGGGAACACAUGGGCGCGGAUUGCGAGUGGGACAUUCCUGGGACAGGCAGUGCGAAACCGACUGCCCUUAGACGAGCGGCUUGGGUGAGCGAGGGGGGUAUUGUGGUCCUGCCACGGCAGCAAGACGGGGACGCACCGUAUGAGGUGCUUGUUUCGCUCGCCGAGGAAGAUAUGAUGAGGUUGCAAAAGGGGAUGCAGGACGGAGGGUGGUUGACGGAUGAGAGCAGUAAGGCAUUCAAGGCUAGGUUGUGA